CAGGAUUACGUCAGACAACAACAUGGCGGCAACAAUUCGUCUUCUCCGAGGAAAAUUGUCGCGUUCAUCUGUGAUAGAUUUUCUUAAAAGCCAUACCUUCACGACAGUGAUCUUAAGGUUAAGCUCAGGAAAUCUAUCGAGAUGGUGGAGGCUCUUUCUUCCUUCCAAAAAGAGCUUACAAUGGAGAGUUGUAGCGGGAUCAACCGCUGGUAUGCUCUGUGGAGGAAUUACUCUUUGUAUGAGUUCAGGUACGAUUGAGAUCAACGCGAUUUUGUUCUGCCUGAUUCAAACUAAAUGCCAUAAGUAUGGGAACCUUUAUCCUAAUAUUUUUACGUGAUGGAGUAUGUUAUUAUUAUAAGCCGUACCAAGACGAAAUAUUAUUAGUGAUUGAUGUUAUGGAUAUUAUCAAGAUGUUAUAAUUCCUGCAAAAAAUCUAAUAUAUUUCAUUUUCGGUUGAUUGCCACUUUUUACUGAUUUAGUAUUCGAUGUUGAUAUCUUUUUUUAUUUAUGGAUUGCUCAAUUGAGUUCAGAUGCUUGUUGAUAAUUUGAUAGUUCUUUGUGCACGAAUUAAAUGUGUUGUGUCUUAAGCAUGUGACACCUCCUAGUUAGCAAUUAUUCGUCUAAAAGUCAAUUAUAGUAUAGAAUUUUUCUUAAAAAAAUGAAUUUGCUUCUCCAGGUGUUUCUGAGAGAAUGUGCAGAUUAGCCAAACAUAAUGACACCAAUGAACUCCAAAGGUAGGUGGCCUUAAUGGAAUUUCUUGUGCUUGGUUGUUUGUUUAUGAUGUUUUAUAAAAUAAAAGAGAUACUACAAGCGGCCUGAUUGGUUAAAAAUCCACAAAAAAUUGAAGUUUAUUUUAGAAAUGCAAUAGAUUGCACUUUCUAUUGGUUUACUGGUGUAAUAACCCACCUGGAAUGUUGAGAGAACACUUGAAAAGUGCAUGGGUUAUUACACUGGUAAAUUGAUAGAAAGCACAGUCUAUUGCAUGAGCUGUGUUUUCAAUGAUUUCUUGUUUAAAUUUCUGUAGCUAUGUUGAUUCUAGUUUCUUUUGUCUUAGUUCAUUACCUAAAACAAAGGUAUAUAAUAUUAUGUAUCAAACUUGUUUGAAAAAUUUUGAACCACAGAAAAAAACUGAACUGCAACAUAUACAUGACAUAAUCCAGGGUGAAUCAAAAGUCAUAGACAAUUUAUUUGUUGUUUUUUCCUUGACUUGUUUCCAUCCACUUCCUGUUAUCAGACUGAUCAAUCAAGGUCAGAAUGUCAAUCAAAAGCAUCAGCUGGGAUGGACUCCACUUCAUACUGCAGCUUUUAAUGGCAGUGAGAGGUAACUGUUUGUUGCAUGAAUUCUUUUAUUUUUUAAUUUGUCUCCCACUCUUCCAACCUUACCCUCUUCUAUUCUCUUUUAUCUUCUGUUAUUCCUUUUCUCAAUGGUAAAUUCUUUUGACUUGUGUACCAUAGUUACCAUACUCUGUGCAAUUAAAAUACUUCAUUCAAAGAACUCUCUUGGUGACAUGCUGCAAACUUGGAAUCUACAUAAUUUUAGUUUAUACAGUUUUGUGUAUGUCUUUUGUGUUUAUUAGUUUAUCUACUAGCUAAUUUUCUUUUCAUUUUUGUAUAUUCCUCUUGUACUUGUAUAUUUAGGAAUCAGGUUUUUAAAAUCUUGAGUUGUCAAAGGUUAAAUGCUGUCUCUUCUUCACAACAAAUUCUGCUUUACUUACCUGCAUUUAAAGGUCUUUGGCACUUCUACUAAAGGCAGGAGCUGAUGUCAAUGCAAGAGAUGAAUUCAGCACAGCUUUCCGAACUGCUCAAAAGAAGCACAUGAGAUCUUUUGAUGGUAAGAGAACACAAGUUACUCCUAAGAAUUUUUUAAGGUUUCCUUGAGAUUUUGCAAGUACCUAUCUGUAAAUGCUACUGAGUGGAGAGAAGUAUUUAUGGUAAGUUUGUUACUGAAGAAUGCAACACAGUGAGCCUGCCAUCGCUUGCACCCAAAGCUCUUAAUCUGAAGCUCAGCGUGUUAGCUACUGGACCUUUCCUUUCUUUCACAAUGUGCCCAUAAUUUAUUUUUUUAAGUAUUAAUGUUUUAGUGAUAUUGAUGCGAGAUAAUGACUUCAGUGACAGACUCCAUCGCAGUGCUAACUUCAGUGGCUUCACUCCACUCCACUAUGCAGCUCUUGGUGAUAGCCUUGAAUGUGUUCAACUCCUUGUGAAUGCUGGUAACGUUUUUGAGUUGUUUUUAAUAAAGAUUACUUUUAUUAAUGCACAGGACCAAUCUAUUUUAGCUUUUGACCCCUAAUGUUGUAUAGUGUGAUAUUUCUCCUUACAAUAUCACCCCUGAAUCGCAUAGUAAGGUUAUGAGAAUAAAGGAAGAAGUUCUUGAUUGUUGAACAAAUUCUCCUUGUCAUCACCCUUGGAAUUGUAUAAGGAACAGUAUGGAGAAUAUGGAACUAAUGUUAGGGUAUAAAGGUUUAAGUUUUUCACUCUAAGGAUGUUGUAUUACUUGAACACAUUCUCCCUGCUGCUGUCUAAGUUGUGUAUAGUUAGUGCUGUGUUUUAUCAAAAGAGGUCUUUUCACUAUUUAUGAUAACAUUUUGCUUUUCUUCUUGCUUGUUUGUUUGUUUGUUUUUUUAUUGCCAAUAGGAGCCGAUCCAACUCUUAAGGAUAACUCAGGCUACCAAGCAGUAGAAUAUGCUGGGAAUGUAAAGAUUAAAGAAUUCUUGAUGAAAAAAAUGGAUGUGGUAAUAGAUGUUAAUGUCUAUUUGAAGCUAUCCUUCAAAUUUUUGUGAGCUGUGCUUGCAUUGUGUAGGGCAAAUACCACAAUAUUUUUAAAAAUUGUAUUGUCAGUAUUAAAGAUGGCAAAAUUUCAAUUAAAAGAAAAAACAGGUAGUGCAGCUGUGUUUUGUGACUGAAAUGACACAACUUGUUUUUCAGUAUGUGAAAGAGAAAGAGAGGAGAGAGAUUGAGGAAAGACGGCGUUAUCCUUUGGAGAUGAGAUUGAAAGAGAAUAUUGUUGGACAAGAAGGAGCCAUUCUCACAGUUGCUGCAAGUAUGAUUUUUUAUGCAACAAAAUCAGUUUUGGAAGACUACAGUUUGGCAAAUUUGAGAAUAAUAUUCUACUGAAUCUGUUUUUCAUUUGUUUGCAGCAAUUCGUAGAAGAGAAAAUGGUUGGUAUGAUGAAGAACAUCCCCUUGUGUUUCUCUUUCUUGGAUCUUCAGGGAUUGGUAAAUUUGUUUUCUUGGAACAAAGAUUCAGUUUAUAUAUUUGAGUUUACUCACAUAAAACAUGCGCAAUCUGAUAUUACAUUAUUAAUGACUGUGACUCUACUCAGAUUUUCUUAUAACAGAUUUCUGGAGCUCUGCAUUUGAAAAAGUUAAAUUUAAUUUAUUAGUGCAGUAUGAUCCUGCAUUCAAGUUUCUAAAUCAUAGGGAAAGACUUCUAUUCGUGUUUCAUCAUUCUCUCUGAUUGUUCCUCCCUGUAGGAAAAACAGAGCUUGCCAAACAAGUGGCUAGGUAUCUUCAUAAAGACAACAAGAAGGUAGUGCAGGUUUUUUUGAAACUGUAUUUUGUUAUUACUUUGUUUAAGUCUUUAAAAGUCACUUUCUCUCUCCCAGGGUUUUAUAAGACUGGACAUGUCUGAAUACCAAGAAAAGCAUGAGGUAAGAGUUGAUUUAAAUGAAAAAAUCAAAGAACGUUUAAGAUUCCGAUCUGUCAUUUUACUAUCUUUGAAAAAGAAAACUUUCCUCUGACAAAGACAACUAAGGUAUAAGGUUUAUACGGGCAGCUAAGAGGGGGGCAGAUGAAAGGCAGAAUUCUCUUACUUAAAAAGUUCAAGAUUCCCCAGAGUUGUGGUAAGACAUAGAAAUCGGGCCCAUUCCGUCGAAAAAUUUGGCUGGUACCGACACCUCUACCUUAUUUUACACAGCAAUUUUCAAGUGAGGGUGGAAUUGCUUUUGUUUGGUUUUGUUUUGCUUCGCUCUGUGGUUGGUCCAGAAAAGUCACACCACCUGCUCCACCAAUUAGAUUCAAAACUGAAACCAACUGCGUCUUCGUCACUCACGUUUUCCCGCGCUUCAAGCAUUGUGCUUGUUCUUACUCUCAAUUCCCAUUGGCUCGUUGUGAUAUUUUCCUUUGUUUUUAUUGGCUGUUGUGCUUGCUUUGGUCUUGGUUUUACACUCAAACAAAUGGCGCUCAAACUGGAACUUAAACAUCUUUCUUUCAAGGUUGCGAAAAUGAUCGGUGCACCACCAGGCUACAUUGGACAUGAUCAAGGUGGACAAUUGACAAAGAAACUCAAGGAGUGUCCAAAUGCUGUAGUGUUAUUUGACGAGGUGAGAAAUAAGUGAUCCUCAAAUUUUUUAGAGGUUUCUUUCUUGUGACUGAAAUCUCUGGGCUCAUCUCAUUUUUUAAUGUCUUUUUAGGUGGAUAAGGCCCACCCGGACGUUUUAACAGUCAUGCUUCAAUUGUUUGACGAGGUAGCGUCUAUACUUAAAUUUGAGUUAAAAUUGUUGUAGUAGUUUUUUUAAAUUUAGUCAUUAUAGGUUUUAAAAUUUUUCAUUUUGUUAUUUCAUUCUAUUUGAGUGUUGAUUUAAAAAAACCUCUGUUUUUGAUUCAGGGUCGUUUGACGGACGGACAAGGAAAGACGAUUGUAUGUAAAGACGCAAUUUUUGUGAUGACUUCAAACCUUGCAAGUGAUGAAAUAGCAAAUCACGCAUUGGAGCUGAGAAGAGAAGCAAAACUAGCUGCUGAGCAAAGACAAGAAGGUACGUUUUGUUGUGGAGGCUUAAAUUUUGUUAAUGUUGGACGACGAAAUGCGGGAUAAAUUUGGACAGAUGUGCAACAUUUCUAACCACAAAUUUGCACCUCGUUCAAGUUACUCGUGAAAUAAUUGCCAGACUGGCUGGAAUACAAAGGGGGAAGAGAAGGGAAGGAGGAAAAAGUUUACACAAACACGCGAAAACAAAGUUGGUCUUGGGAAGAAAAGUUUUUUUCUUUUUUUCCAAUGUGUAUGCGUUCUCGUGUUGCAUGGGCAGGAGUUCACUGUUUUUCUUUUCAGCUGAUGAAGUCAGCGAAAAGGUUACUAUAUCAAGAAAUUUUAAAGAAAGAGUGGUCCAGCCUAUUCUGAAGGUAAACAUUCCUUUGGCGAUAAAUUGCAACAAACGUGGCAAACAUUUCCUUAGCGAUAAAUUGCAACAAACGUGGGUUUAUGAAAUUGAGAAAAAUGAGUGAUGUCUUGAGAAUUCGGGAGUAUUCUUUUUUGUUAAAGCUAAAGGGUAGUUAUCAUGACAUGUUCUCUAGAGCUUUUUGUUUCUCUUCGUAUUGACAGCUUCACUUCAGACGAGACGAGUUCCUGGGUCGUAUCAACGAGAUGGUUUACUUCCUGCCAUUUUCACGCCCAGAGCUUUUAAGCUUAGUGACGAAAGAGCUGGAUUUCUGGUCAAAAAUGGUCGGUAAUGUGCUCUCCUGUAACAUUUUGUAAAAGAUCUCGAGGAGUUGUUAGAGAAGCAAUCUAAGUCCCUGCCGAAUUUCUUCUUUGUUUGAAUACAGGCGUUGAAUCGACACGAUAUCCACAUGACUUGGGAUAAAGAAGUCUUGGAUGUACUGGCUGAUGGCUACGACGUACAUUACGGAGCGAGAUCGAUAAAACACGAAGUACGAUCGAUUCUAUGUUCACGACUUUACCAUGUGGUGUAAUUUUGCCUUCCCCCCCAUUCCACUAAAAUACUCACACUUCGCGUUUCCGACGGCUUUUUGUCAGUUUUUUUUCUCUUCUCUUCACCGUUUUAUUAUUUUAAUACAAUUUAACGCCAAACAUAUGAUAAAUUGAAAAUAAAGUAAAACUUUUUCUUAUAACUAGCAAUGGAAAUGGAGGGUAAAUGAUUGGCAUUGAAAAUAGAAUGUGUUGCCGGUAUAAUAGUGGCUGUAGGCAAGUGCAGAAGGAGUCUUUCUUUGUAGUGUAGUAACAUAUUCGAGGUCGGAGGACCCUCGCCUAAAUAUUUGCCAUCUGAAAAAAAUACCGAAACAAACGAGAACUGUAGCAGGUCUUUGAAUUAUUCUCUUACGAAAAUUAUUGGUUGUGAUACAGGUUGAAAGAAGAGUUGUCAAUCAACUUGCUGCUGCGCAUGAGCGAGAGUUGAUAAGUCCCGGAUGCUCCCUGCACUUAACAGUGAGCUACCCCAAAGAUAAAAAUGGACGGAACUCAGAGGAAGUAGCACCUACCAUCAAAUUGCAACUCAUUAAGGAAGGAAAAAAGAAAGUCGACAUUGAUGUUGGAAACUAUUUUGUUCCUGACGAUAAACUGUUCUUUUGAAGAAAAGAAAGCAAGCGACGAACGAACCGGAAACGGAAAUGAAUUUGAAUGGGUAGUUAGCAGUGAGGAUUCAAGACCAAGUGAAGAUCUUUUUACCAUUCCAGUCUUACGGUCAUGGAUCAGUCGUUGUUCAAAGGCUCACUCGCUGACACAAACAGAAUAAGUGGUUCUCGCACACCAAAAACAAGAUUUUCUUAGAACGUUCAUGGAGAGCAUGUUGGCUGAAUUGUAGUUCACAGCCUCUCGAUGGUUAUUGUGUGAGCGAAGGAAGACUGACAUGUGUAGAUACUGUUCUGGUGAAGCCUAUUUUAGAAAUGUAAAUAUUGGUAAAGAAAUACAACAGGGCCAGGAUUGGAACGAAUUCAAACGGCGCAAAAAAUAAAAAAAAGCAACUGUUCCAUGGAAAAAAACUCUUAGUACUGGAUGGCUUCCAGGUGUAUCCAAAAUUUCAAA
This is a messenger RNA of Pocillopora meandrina, 6753 nucleotides long. The record is from the annotation of a GenBank genome assembly. NCBI's taxonomy places the organism in Eukaryota, Metazoa, Cnidaria, Anthozoa, Scleractinia, Pocilloporidae.